Molecule: messenger RNA, 402 nt
Organism: Prorocentrum cordatum
Lineage: Eukaryota; Dinophyceae; Prorocentrales; Prorocentraceae
Source: the annotation of a GenBank genome assembly
AUGUCCUGUGGACGUUUUGCAUGGGGCGUUGGAAGCUGCCGCGACGACGCCCAUCAUCUUCUGCAGAGGGACCUUGCGGACUUCAAUGUGAGCCUGCUCAUCUUCUUGCCGAAGGCGGCCGCGGAUAGGAACGAAGAGGGCGUCGAGUCGUUCGCCCCCGGCGGCGUGCGACCGCUGAACAUCACAAACACGGACAAUUGCCUCAUAUCGAGUGCGGUCUGGAUCGCGAUUGAGCCAAGCGUCGAACGGCGCAUCACGGGCUGUCAACGGGGCUUCUUGCCCUGGAGAUCCGCUGCGUUCGAUCGAGCACGGGCUUUUUCAUGUUUCGUCGCCAUCUCGGGUGGCCAGCGUGGCUUUUCAAUUUCAUCGGCAGCUUGUGCUGGCACAACUUCUGCCAGAUAG